Molecule: messenger RNA, 618 nt
Organism: Acanthosepion pharaonis
Lineage: Eukaryota; Metazoa; Mollusca; Cephalopoda; Sepiida; Sepiidae
Source: the annotation of a GenBank genome assembly
AUGAGUUCUCUCCAUCGUCUUACUUUGGUCACUAGCCAGGGCAUUGUCAACCAUGGUCUUAGCCCGAGUAACCAGCCAACACACCAAAAUACUACAUCAUCAUUGUCCACCAACAACAAUUCUACCAAUUCCUUAGACAAAUGUGGCAAUUCUCAUCAUUUCUCCGACAAGCCACCCCAAUAUGAUGAAGUUGUGACAGAGGUACCGCCGAAAAUUGUUCCGUCGAUUGGGGUUGAAGGUAUGGGAGUUGCCGCCCUAGUGGACGACUGGCCGCCGCAGUACAGUGUCAGCGAUCCCCUGAAUGUGGAAGAUGGCCAGGGCCGAAAUGCAGGGCCACAAGAACACCCCUUCCAAGGCGGCAGAGAGCAGGAUGAAGAUGACAAUGAUGCCGAUCUGUGGGGGAGCACUAGAGACAGCGGACAUGAGCAGGGCAUAAAAUUUAAUGAGUUGGAUACAUGUGGCAAGGUGAUACGAGUUCUACAGAUAAGCAUCAAAUUAAUAUGUAUCCACUUCUUCCUCUAUGUUUUCAUCAUUUCCCUCAACCUGCUGAGCCAGGCGUUCAGAUUGCUGGGUGGAAAAACAGCAGGUGAGUUAGUUUGUAUGUUUUUCAUUUUUUGA